CCUGAGUGGGAAAUUAUUGGCAGUUCUGCCAAGGACAUUGCCUUUGACGAGUUUCCUGUAGAUGAUGUAGAGCCACCAUCGUGGGCAGCUCGACUUUGCGCCCACAAAGGCAACAUAGUCAAAUCUGCCAGCAAGACUGUGGCGAAGCCAUCUCACAAGAGUGACGGCAAAGUCGUCGCUUCCAGCCCAGAAACUCGCCUCGCUGUGGCAGUUCAGGUGCACCUUGAGGACGACGAUGCUUGCGACUUUCUGGAUGCCAAGCAGCUGGCUCGUGAAUCUCACGGCCGCCAGACUGGCAAGGGUGGAAGUCACACAAUGCGUUCCAGAGGACACUGUCCGGUUCAGAAAAAUUCGAACGUGUCAGUGGUGACCGCUGGAGAUGCUGAUCCACAAGAUGUCUUGCAACUGGCCAAUGUCCUGCGGCAAGUGCCCGUGCGCGAGGUAGUGAAGCAGACUGGUGGGACUUGCCAGGAAGUCAAGACUCGGGAAGGCAGACAGGCAAACCUCACAGGUACCAAGAUGUACGACGUCACAGUUCCAAUGGAGGGUCCUGAAGAUGAUGUGGACGUCACCUACCGAGUGAUAGAAGACGCCCGAGGGGGCACCAUCAGAACAACUCGCACUCCGAAGUGCGCCAAAGAUGGCAUUGACCCAACCUCCCGGAGCAGAAUGCCAGAGAGUCCGCAGACCAGAAAGCAGCAGACCUGCAAGAAGGACAUCCAGGAAGGUAUGAAGAUCAUGGGCUUCGCUUGA
Messenger RNA from Symbiodinium pilosum, 753 nucleotides. Lineage: Eukaryota; Dinophyceae; Suessiales; Symbiodiniaceae. The record is from the annotation of a GenBank genome assembly.